AUGGAAUUGGCUAUCGGAGGAGGUGGUGGUGUUGGUGGGUCGGGUGGCGAUGACCACCAUGAUCAGCCAUCGGAUCCUAAUCGUGACAAGAAACGCUACCACAGGCAUACUGCUGAGCAGAUUCAGCUUCUGGAAGCAACUUUCAAAGAAUGCCCCCAUCCUGAUGAAAAGAUGCGAUUGCAAUUGAGUAGGGAGUUGGGUUUGAAUCCUCGUCAGAUCAAGUUCUGGUUUCAGAAUCGAAGAACUCAGCUCAAGGCGAAAAGUGAGAUGGCGGAUAAUUGCUUGCUAAGGGUGGAGAACGACAAAAUUCGCAGUGAGAACAUUGCCAUUAAAGAGGCUUUAAAGAAUGCAUUGUGCAUAACUUGUGGUGGUCCUCCUGUUGCUCAAGAUCACCUUCUUGAAGAACAAAGACUUCGUUUUGAAAACGCCCACUUGAAAGAAGAGCUGGAUCGAGUAUCGGGCAUUGCAGCAAAGUUCAUGGGGAGGCCACUGUCGCUGUUCGCACCAGCAGCAGUACCUCCAAGUCACUUAUCUGCACUCGAUUUAUCGAUGGCUUCUUAUGUUGGCGGUACACAACACCAGAUGAUCCCUGUGGCUAGCGGCAGUGGUGGUCCUUCGCUUGAUCUUGAUCUUUUCACCACCACUGGCAUGGCGGCUCAGCCGCCCACCAUCCACCCCAGCCACCCUCUCCGCCCUACGGACAAAUCCAUUGUGGUGGAUAUUGCAACUGCUGCCAUGGAUGAGUUACUCAAGCUGUUUCAGACUGAUGAGCCACUUUGGACCAAAUCUGCUGUUGAUGGCAGGAACGUCCUCGAAAUCGAUACUUACGAACGUAUCUUCCCGAGACCAAAUACGUCCAUUAAGAAUCCACAUUUAUGGAUCGAAGGCUCGAGGGCUUCGGGUGAUGUGAUGAUGCACAGUAUGCAACUGGUGGAUAUGUUCGCUGAUUCGACCAAAUGGGCUGAUCUAUUUCCCACAAUCGUGUCGAAAGCAAGAACGAUCGAAGUGAUCUCAUCUGGAGUGUUCGGCGACCAAAGUCGCUCUCUGCAGCUGAUGUACGAAGAGUUGCAGGUGGUUUCACCUCUGGUUCCCAUUCGGCAGUUCCUUUUCAUUCGAUAUAUUCAGCAAAUCGAACCAGAAACUUGGGCUGUUGUCGAUGUUUCCUAUGAUCCUCCUCAAGAUGACGACGGCUUUCCUUAUUCCCAACUGAAUUCUCGCCGCCUUCCUUCCGGAUGCUUGAUCCAUGGCAUGCCCAAUGGGUACUCUAAGGUUAUAUGGAUCGAGCAUUUGGAAAUCGAAGAGAAAACCGCAGUCCACAGGCUUUAUAGAGAUCUGAUUUACAGUGGUUUGGCAUUUGGAGCCGAACGAUGGGUCGCUUGUCUUCAAAGAUCUUGCGAAAGAAUCGUUUGCCAAAUGGUAACGAACUCCAAUUCUUCGGUUCGUGAACUUGGAGGAGUGAUUCCAUCAGCCGAUGGUAAGAAGAUCGUGAUGAAUUUAGCGCAGAGGAUGGUGAACAACUUCUGCACUAGCAUCGUACCAAGUAGCGGUCAUCUCGGGACGUCUGUCUCAGAUUUUGACGACUUUGAGGUCCACAUGGCUCUUUACAAGUCUUCGGACCCCAGUCAGGCGAACACCAUGGUUCUUGCCGUUGCUACCACCGUCUGGAUGCCGUUUUCGCCACAGUUCGUCUUUGAUUUCCUUCGCAAUGAAAGUAACCGCCAUCAGUGGGACGUGCUCACGAACCAUAACCCGGUCCAAGAGGUUACGCAUAUCGCAAACGGGGCUCACCCUGGAAACUGCAUAUCUCUUCUUCGAACUCAGAAUACAAGCCAGACCAACAUCUUGAUUCUCCAAGAGAGUUGUACCGACUCAUCUGGCUCGCUAGUGGUUUACUGCCCGGUGGACCUGCCGGUGAUCAACAUCGCCCUGAGCGGUGAAGACCCGCUCUAUGUUCCGUUGCUGCCAUCAGGGUUUGCCAUCACCACCGACGGCCGCCAGAGCUCCACCACCUCACCCGCAACAGGAGAUUCAAGCGGCCAGAAUCCCACCGCAGGUUCACUUGUUACAUUGAUGGUGCAGUCGGUGAUUGGCGGUCCGGCAUGGGGGAAACUAGGGCCGGAGUCGAUGACCACCAUCAACAACCUUAUGGGAAACACCAUCCGGCAAAUCAAAGCCGGAUUGAAUUGCAGUUCUACCACCAUUUGA
Messenger RNA from Cynara cardunculus var. scolymus (artichoke), 2205 nucleotides. Its product is annotated as homeobox-leucine zipper protein HDG11-like. The transcript has 10 exons. The coding region runs from base 1 to 2205 and encodes 734 amino acids. Gene Ontology annotation, biological process: regulation of DNA-templated transcription. NCBI's taxonomy places the organism in Eukaryota, Viridiplantae, Streptophyta, Magnoliopsida, Asterales, Asteraceae. The record is from RefSeq and is a predicted model, not a curated record. Gene Ontology annotation, molecular function: DNA binding; DNA-binding transcription factor activity, RNA polymerase II-specific; lipid binding.